Molecule: messenger RNA, 1409 nt
Organism: Quercus lobata
Lineage: Eukaryota; Viridiplantae; Streptophyta; Magnoliopsida; Fagales; Fagaceae
Product: F-box protein CPR1-like
Exons: 1
Coding region: 50-1234 (394 amino acids)
Molecular function (GO): protein binding
Source: RefSeq, a predicted model, not a curated record
UCCCAAUCUCCCUGAGCUUGUCUGUGUGUGUUAACACUUCCGUUGAAAAAUGUCACAAACGAGAGAAGCACCGAUCCUCCGACGAAGGAAGAAUGAUCUCCCACACGACAUCGUACUCAAAAUCCUGACAAGGCUCCCUGCCAAAUCAGUCAUAAGAUUCAGGUGCGUUUGCAAACCCUGGGACUCCUCAAUCACCACCCCCUAUUUCAUCUCUACUCACCUUAAUAACUUCGCUCAUGAUAAUGAUAAUGAUAAUGGUGAUGGUUAUAUCAUACACAUGCCAUGGCAUACAAAUUCUUCUAACAGAGCAGUCUGUACGGUCGCUUUCGACCGCACCUUUGAUAGGAUUUCUGAGAUCGAAGUUCCCUUUAAUUUUCCUUUUAAGUCUAUCCGAAUAGUCGGUUCUUGCAAUGGGUUAUUGUGUAUUGCUUGUACUUGGGGUCGCAACAUUUCCGAUUAUGUUAUAUUAUUGUGGAACCCCAGCAUUAGAAAAUUCAAGAGGUCGCCUGAUUCUUGCUUCGGAAAGUUGGGUAUUGUUACACUCGGAUUUGCGUAUCAUUCGGAGAACAAUGCCUAUAAGGUUUUGAGGAUUUCGAGUUAUCCUGAAGAGGGACCACCUAUUCCUGAUGAGAUUGAGGUGUACACAUUAAGUUCGGAUUCAUGGAGAAGGGUUGGGAUGUCAUUGAGAGCCAAUGUUAUGGAACUUAAUCAUUGUUCUCUGUUGCCAUUGCCAUUGGUUAGUGGAGCUUUGCACUGGAUCUCAUGUGUCGUAGAAGGAGAAGAAGAGCGCAAGAGUGAAGUGAUUAUGUCAUUUGAUGUCAAUAGUGAGGAAUUUAGAAUGUUAAGAAUACCUGAUGGUGCUAUGUCAACAGUGGGAUUUCAGACACGUCUUGCAUCAUUCAAGGGGAAACUGGCUUUCCUUACAUGUGGACAAAGUGAACAACCUGGUGUCGACCAAUACUCCAUCUGGGUGAUGAGGGAGUAUGGCGUGCUUGAGUCUUGGAAUAAACUUUUUGUUGUACCACUUGAGAGAUUAGCUUUCUGCAUUGCCUUCACUAUGUGUGGUUCACUUUUGACUCACUACCCCGAGACCAUCAAUCAAGAACAGAAGUUUGUUUUAGUUGACACCGAAACUCUACAUGAGAAGGAUCUUGAUAUCCAACAACCUUCAAGUGUAGCUACCUUCAUGGAGAGCCUUGCUUUACUUGAUGGAGCGAACAUGGUGUCUUACUAAGUGGUUGGUGGCAUGCAUAUUAUAAGUGAAGUCCCUAGUGGUAUGGACUAUGGAUGAAUUUUCCUUUAGUAGUAGGCAUAAUAGUAUUGCAAAAGGCUUGAUUUUUGUCCCUGGUUUACAAUAUCCUUUUGUGGCUAUUAUAGUAUUAUAUAUUAGUAUAUGAUAUUUCUCUGUA